Cylicostephanus goldi is the source of this 393-nucleotide messenger RNA. The record is from the annotation of a GenBank genome assembly. NCBI's taxonomy places the organism in Eukaryota, Metazoa, Nematoda, Chromadorea, Rhabditida, Strongylidae.
AUGCGAGUGGCAAAAACUCUGAGGGAACGAUGCGAUUUGGUACUCUACCUAGACUCGUUCUUUGUUGUCUUGCAUGGCAUCGCUGGGUGUGGGAAAUCAUCCUUAGCUGCAGCGGUUCUUGCCGAUACACCGGACUUGUUGGGAAACUGUUUUGAAUCUGUCAUAUGGCUUCGUGAUUCGAGUACAGAGCCGAAUCGUGUCCGCUAUCUCUUCGCUGAUCUUCUGCUCAUGCUGUGGGAUGAUGUGGCCAGCGACCCACCGAGAGUGGACGACAUGUCAUCUGUCUAUCUAUACAAGCAGAUUGAAACAGCGUUGAUCGAUCGGCCGAAUGUCUUAGUUGUUCUUGAUGAUGUUUGCCAGAAAGAGACAGUGAACUUCGCAAACCAGUUAGGG